This is a messenger RNA of Anopheles darlingi, 2152 nucleotides long. RefSeq names its product cyclin-dependent kinase 8 (gene Cdk8). Gene Ontology annotation, molecular function: RNA polymerase II CTD heptapeptide repeat kinase activity; cyclin-dependent protein serine/threonine kinase activity; ATP binding. The record is from RefSeq and is a predicted model, not a curated record. The transcript has 7 exons. Gene Ontology annotation, biological process: protein phosphorylation. The coding region runs from base 504 to 2093 and encodes 529 amino acids. Gene Ontology annotation, cellular component: mediator complex; nucleus. NCBI's taxonomy places the organism in Eukaryota, Metazoa, Arthropoda, Insecta, Diptera, Culicidae.
CCUUAUUUCGAGCAGUUUUUCGAGCGACCUGGUUUGUUGUGCUCGAAAAAUGGCUAUCUGGCACUGUAUCGUUUCGGCUUUGGGGUUGGAUUGAGGAUUUUGGGGUUUCGAGGGAUUUUUUAACUUUUUGAAACAAUUUCGUGACUGCGCUCAGACGAGGCUGAAUCUUCGGAAAAGGAUUCUACCGUAUCUUUUGCCUGUACCAUAAAAGGAGCUCCGGCAACCAUUCAACCAACUCACAAUCGACCUAAAGAGUACAGAAAUCCGCGAGCGAGAUCCGGGGGUCUCGUGGAAAUCGUGCCGCAAUCGUCGCUGAUAUAGUGAGACACAAAAAAUUGGGAUAUGUGGCCUUAGCAGCCGGUUCUGAAGACAAAGAAUCGGAGAAUCGGAGAAUCGGAGUGCGUGCACGAAUUUCUGGCCAGCAAUUUUAGGUAGCUGCACGAACGCUCCACUUUCGUACACAUUUUGCGGCACAGAUUGGGUGCUGCGGGAAAUUCGGUACGAUGACUACUGCCGUGAUGAUGGACUACGAGUUCAAGAUGAAGACCCAGCAGGAGCGGGCCAAGGUGGAAGAUCUGUUCGAGUACGAAGGCUGUAAGGUGGGUCGCGGAACCUAUGGCCACGUGUACAAAGCGCACCGGAAGGAGGGUAACGAUCCCAAGGAUUACGCGCUGAAGCAAAUCGAAGGAACCGGGCUUUCGAUGUCGGCUUGCCGUGAGAUAGCGCUUCUUCGCGAACUAAAACACCCGAAUGUGAUCAAUCUUAUCCGGGUGUUUCUGUCGCACACGGAUCGGAAGGUGUGGCUGCUGUUCGAUUACGCCGAACAUGAUCUCUGGCACAUCAUCAAGUUUCAUCGGGCUGCGAAGGCCACCAAGAAACCGGUCAUGGUGCCGAAAGGGAUGGUCAAGAGUUUACUGUACCAAAUUCUCGAUGGCAUUCACUAUCUGCACAGUAACUGGGUAUUACACCGGGAUUUGAAACCGGCCAAUAUUCUAGUGAUGGGGGAGGGAAACGAGAGGGGUCGUGUUAAGAUUGCGGACAUGGGUUUCGCACGACUGUUCAAUGCUCCGCUGAAACCACUGGCGGAUCUUGACCCGGUGGUGGUAACAUUCUGGUAUCGUGCCCCGGAGCUGCUGCUUGGUGCCCGGCACUACACGAAGGCAAUCGAUAUAUGGGCCAUUGGGUGUAUCUUUGCCGAGCUGCUUACAUCCGAACCGAUCUUUCACUGUCGCCAGGAGGACAUUAAAACGAGUAAUCCGUACCAUCACGACCAGCUCGAUCGUAUCUUUAACGUAAUGGGCUUUCCACAAGACAAAGACUGGGAGGAUAUCCGCAAGAUGCCCGAACAUCACACCCUCACGAAGGACUUUAAACGAUCCAAUUACGCCAGUUGCUCUCUGAUAAAAUACAUGGAGCGCCACAAAAUCAAACCGGAUAGCAAAGCAUUCCAUCUGUUACAGAAGCUGCUCUUAAUGGAUCCCAAUAAGCGAAUCACAUCCGAGCAGGCGAUGCAGGAUCCAUACUUCUCGGAAGAUCCAAUGCCAACGGCCGACGUGUUUGCCGGUUGCCCAAUACCCUACCCGAAGCGUGAAUUCCUUACGGAUGAAGACCAGGACGAUAAGGGAGAAAAGCGGCAACAACAACAACAGCAACAGCAGCAGCAACAGCAACAGCAGCAACAACAACAGCAGCAACAGCAGCAGCAGCAACAGCAGCAACAGCAGCAACAGCAGCAGCAGCAGCAACAGCAACAGCAACAGCAGCAACAGCAACAGCAGCAACAGCAACAGCAGCAGCAACAACAGCAACAGCAGCAGCAGCAACAAAACAAUCAGCAACAAAAUCAGCAAGGAAAUAAUGCGCAGCAACAACAGCCCGGAAAUCCUCAGCAAAUGCAGCAGGGUGGUGGUCAAGGUGGAAGCGGUAUGGAUCAUAAUGGAGCCAAACGGGUACGCCUGACUGGACCAAACGGGCACCCGACCACUCAGCAGGGUGGAGGGAUGACGCAGCAAGAGUAUCACCAGCAGCAACAGCAGAAUCAGCAAAUGAUGUUCAACAAUGCCCAGCAGGGUGGAUUCCAACAGCGGUAUUAGCAUUCUGCCAGAAUAGUGUGUGCGUCCAUUUGAAGUAAUUAAUUAUUUACCCAAUAGAC